UGGGGUGCGGCGCGGGGGCGGAAAGUGGGUUUAAGACCGUCUGGCCUACGUGUAGAGUGGGGGUGGGAGCCUCUAAGGAGGGUUCGAGCUCGUGUGACCCGAGAAGUCUGACCGGAUGUUCGGGAUUAUCGAGUGAGAAACUGUGUGGGUGCCGAAUUGUGUACGGCUGCGUCUGUGCGGCAGAUGUAGGAGACCAGCACUGAGAUAACUUCUGAGCCGCACUUCCCUUGUCGAAAGUGCUGAUAAAGACGUGCCAUCUUCCUGGAUUGUCCGUUUAACUUGAAGAUUAGAAGGGGGAAAAAAGCUAAGUGAUUGUAGGCCAUGGAACCAGGCUGCCUCUGUUAACUCCUGCCAAUUUCAGCCUCAGGGACCUUCAGGUUAUAAACUGACCAAGCUGUAUGUGAGCCUCUGUUGGAAUAAGAAGACAAACUGGAUGGUGGAGAAAGAAGUGAAAAGGAAAUUUGUCCAGAAGAAGCCUGAGAAGAUGAUGAGCAGAUAGAGAGGAAGCAAGACUUGGGAGGCAAGUUGCAUCCAUCUCCAGUAAAGUACAGACUGAGAAAAAAAGCAGUGAAUAUAAGAAAAUUGGAAAAAAUACUUCCUCUUAUGUCAGACAUUGUAUAUUUUAAGACAACACCUUUUCAAUAUACCUAGAGUUUGAAACAUAAUUUAGACUUAAUCAUAAAGGAAGUUGUGUAGGAAAGAAUCAUCACUUUAAUUAGUUUGUAAGUCCUGCUACAGCUUACUUUAUGGUAAUCUCCUUGAAUUUUAAAUCAGCAUGGAAAUGCCUUCAAUUAAAAAAAAUUGAACCCCAUCUGAUAUCUGAGCAUUCACACUGGAGAGAAACCUUGUGAAUUUACUGAAGGUGGGAAAUUUUUACUCACAUGUCACACCUCAUUGUAUGUAGAGAUCAGGCUGAAGAGAAACCCUGUGCUUCUAAGGAAUAUUGAAAAGCCUUAAGGUAGGUGAAAAAUCUCAUUGAGCAGAAGAAAAUUGGAGACAAACCAGUGAAUGUAACAAAACUUCAUUGAAUAUUAGAAAAUUCAUACUCAGAGAGAAAGCUUUGUGCCGCAUAUGAUAAAAGUUUUCUCUUGAACCUUGUCCCUCUCAGUACAUUUGAAAGGCCAUACACAGAGAAGUCCUAUAAAUGUAAGAAAUGUGGAAAUACCUUCAGCCAAAAGUAAAUCUUCAUUCAAGAAAUUCAUACUGGAGAGAAACCUUGUGAAUGUGGGAAAACUUCCAUUCAGAUGUCACACCUCAGUCAUCAGAGAAUUUGUAGUGGGGAAAAAAACUCCUUUGCUUGUAAGGUAUGUGGGAAAGUCUUCAGCCACAAAUCAAAUCUCACUGAGCAUGAGCAUUUUCAUAACAGAGAGAAACCUUUUGAAUGUAAUGAAUGUGGAAAAGCAUUCAGCCAAAAGCAGUAUGUCAUUAAACAUCAGAACACCCAUACAGGAGAGAAGCUUUUUGAAUGUAAUGAAUGUGGAAAAUCCUUCAGCCAGAAGGAAAACCUCCUUACCCAUCAGAAAAUUCACACUGGAGAGAAACCUUUUGAGUGUAAGGAUUGUGGGAAAGCAUUCAUUCAGAAGUCCAACCUCAUCAGACAUCAGAGAACUCACACAGGAGAGAAGCCCUUUGUAUGUAAAGAGUGUGGAAAAACCUUCAGUGGCAAAUCAAACCUUACUGAGCAUGAGAAAAUUCAUAUUGGAGAGAAACCUUUUAAAUGUAGUGAAUGUGGUACAGCUUUUGGCCAGAAGAAGUACCUUAUAAAACAUCAAAAUAUUCACACUGGAGAGAAACCCUAUGAAUGUAAUGAAUGUGGAAAAGCCUUCUCUCAACGAACAUCGCUUAUUGUACAUGUGAGAAUUCAUUCAGGUGAUAAACCCUAUGAAUGCAAUGUAUGUGGAAAAGCCUUCUCUCAAAGUUCAUCUCUUACUGUGCAUGUAAGAAGCCAUACAGGCGAGAAGCCCUAUGGUUGUAAUGAAUGUGGGAAAGCUUUCUCUCAGUUCUCAACCCUUGCUCUCCAUUUGAGAAUACAUACAGGUAAGAAGCCUUAUAAGUGUAGUGAAUGUGGGAAAGCUUUCAGCCAGAAGUCACACCACAUUAGACACCAGAAAAUUCAUACUCAUUAAAAACCUUGUGAAUAUCUUGAAAGUUGGAAAGCAAAGGAAUUUGCACUUCAGAAAUAGCCAUUUGGAAGGAAAGCAUCACAAGUGAGUGAAACAAGCUAAAAGCUAAUGGGACAUCAGAGGAUUUAUACUUUAAAGAAAGACAUUUGUAUGAUAAAAACCCUGUGCCCAACAACAACAAAAAAAGCACAGGUAAUGCUGGAACUGUGGGUAUGUUUCCACUAAAAUUGAGAAUGGAAGACAUGCUUAUGAUCAUUGCUAUCUACAUAGAUUUGUAGAUCUUUACCAAUGUGAUUUAAAAAAAUAAGUUGCAAGUACUGGGAAGGAAGAGACUUAUUGAAUUAACAGAAUAGAAGAGAUUCUGGAAAUAUCUAUGCAUUUUAGAAUACAGUAGAUAAGGAAUCAGGAGGUGAGAAGAUAAUGGAACUAUUUAAAAAAUGAUUUGGAGGCAAUUUAUCCUCCAAGGAAAAAAAAUGAACCAUGAACUAUAUACAAAGGUAAGAUCCUGGGGGAUUAAAAAACGAAUAUGAAAAAGCUGUAUACAAAAAUGGUUAUUAUCUUGGGAGUAGGAAAACAAAUCUUAUAACAAUUUACCUAGUGGUUCUAUGCUGUUUGUAUGCUUAGAAAAUAAGUACCAGGCUAUUUACUGUGGCAUGAUUUAUAGUAAUCAUAAAUCAGAAACAAAUGCCCACCAGGAACAAAAUGGUAAAUGCUUAUGAUGGAAUGAAUCUGUGUAUCUGUAAAAGGUAACAUGAGAUCUACAUGUAUUACAGAGAAAGAUCUCCAAAAUCAUGUUGAGGGGGGAAAUGAAGUUGCAGAAUGACACAUGACAUUUUUGUAAAUUUGAAUUAAAUCUUUCCUCGUAAUUCAGUACUAUAUUAUUAAUAAUAGAUAUAUAUGUAUGUAUGUUUUUAAAAUGUUUUUGAGAUGGAUUGGAAGGAUACAGAUUAAACUCUUGACAGUGGUUGCCUGUGACGACUGGAGAAGGGAAGGGGAUGAGUGGGAGGCAUAGGGUAGGGAUUAAGGGGGACUUAACGUUUUAUAUAUAAACAUCCAUUUCUCUUAAAAGCUAAGACUGAAGGUAAAUAUAACAAAAUACUGGAUAACUUUCAAUUGGUGGUAUAUGGAUAUCUUGUCUUAUUUUUUGUACUUUUCUGUAUUUUAAAUUUUUUCUCAUUACUAAGAAUGGGGGUGAGGAUGGGAACACUGUACCUGUAGAAAACAUGUUCUAAUGGAUUCAUUCCCAAUUAAAUACUAAGCUUUUUAUAGAAAA
This is a messenger RNA of Manis javanica (Malayan pangolin), 3396 nucleotides long. RefSeq names its product zinc finger protein 146 (gene ZNF146). The record is from RefSeq and is a predicted model, not a curated record. Gene Ontology annotation, molecular function: RNA polymerase II cis-regulatory region sequence-specific DNA binding; DNA-binding transcription factor activity, RNA polymerase II-specific. Lineage: Eukaryota; Metazoa; Chordata; Mammalia; Pholidota; Manidae. Gene Ontology annotation, biological process: regulation of transcription by RNA polymerase II.